AUGGGUCUUUCCAACAAAAUGAACACUCCCAAAGAUGAGGAGAGCCUGCCUCUCUACAGCAACCUAGAAUACGAUGMUAUCAAUCCAGGUCUCCCCCUUACUCUCCCCGAAGCAACCGCCACCCCAGAUGUUGUGCGAGAUUUCCUUGUUCGCCUUCUCGUAACUCGUCGGAGUCUCCCUCUCGACCAAGCACGUCGUAUCGCUGCUCGCUGGAAUAUGGGUAGCGGACGUGAGUUGUGGAUAUACUCUCCCGCAAUGUACAACACCAUCUUCGGGCCCGAGGACGGCUGGGUGGUCUGCAAGGAUGUAAAAGUGUUGUACAAUCAAACAGAGCAGGCGAAGAAGGGGUUUUUGCGUCGUCAUAUUGCUGACAUUAUCGCUGUCGUCUUGGUUCUCUGGAUUGUCUCCCUUGUAACCURGGCUAUCGUUGAUUAUCAUUCAGAAGGUCAACUGGUUAUUAUCGUUUUUGGUACGAUCUUUGGCGCCGUGGGACUGCUGUUUGCGGUUGUCGUYGGAUAUGUGGAACGGAACAGAAAUGCGGAGAAUGAUGUUGAAGCGGAACUUCAGCGGUCAUUCUUUACCAACAACGGCACGAUCCCGCAGCACGGGGUGCACAACUGA
Molecule: messenger RNA, 621 nt
Organism: Ramularia collo-cygni
Lineage: Eukaryota; Fungi; Ascomycota; Dothideomycetes; Mycosphaerellales; Mycosphaerellaceae
Exons: 2
Coding region: 1-621 (206 amino acids)
Source: RefSeq, a predicted model, not a curated record